AUGUCAACGACGGAGCAAAGCUCAUCAGCGGAAGCUGGGAAGGCUGGGGAAAGCCAAGCCGUGGAGACUUCGGUCCAACAACCCCCAGAAAUCACACCUAGUGAACUCCAGACCGUCUCUGAACCAACAUAUACAAUCGCUAUCGACGAGGGAGAGACUUUCCAAACCGACUACACAUCAAGCGGUUCGGACUAUGACUCUCUCUAUGGGUCGGACUCUGGUUCUGCAACAACCUCGCUAACGGAGUCCGUGAAAAAUUAUAAAUAUCAUAAUGGAAGGCGGUACAAUGCAUACGGAACGCAAUACUUUAUCCCUAAUGACGAUGUCCAACAAGAACAAUUAGAUCUAUUCCACCAUGUGUUUCUCUUAAGAUUGGGAGGGAAAUUAUUCCUUGCUCCUAUUGAAAGUCCUCAAAAGAUUAUGGACGUAGGAACAGGGACCGGUAUCUGGGCCAUUCAGGUUGCGGAAGACUUUCCUGAAGCCGCUGUUAUGGGAAAUGAUGUUUCUCCUAUACAACCAAACUGGGUUCCCCCAAAUGUCUCUUUCGAAGUUGACGACUUCAAUGAACCUUGGCUUCAGACUCCAGGAUCUUACGAUUUCAUUCACUCUCGCGACUGUCACGCUGCCGUAUCGGACUGGUCAGAUUUCGUAAGGAACGCAUUCCAUAUCCUAAAGCCGGGUGGUUGGUACGAAUCGCAGGAACACACCGUCGAGAUCACCGCCGAUGAUGGAUCCGUUCCCGAAGACAAUAUUCUUAAGGACUGGGUUCGUGAUCUGAGCGAUGCAUUCGAGAGAAUUGGCAAGACCUGUCACGCACACCCACAUAUCGAUAAGUGGAUGGAAGAAGCGGGCUUCACCAACAUCAAGAAGCAAUACUUCAAACUCCCGAUUGGUACAUGGCCUAAAGACCCUGUGGAAAAAGAAAUUGGCGCUUUCAACCUUGUGAAUAUGCUGGACGCAACGGAAGGGUUCACCAACGCUGUAUAUACUCGCGUUCUAGGGAGAGACAAUGAGGUGGUCGCGCAAACUAUCAAAGAUAUCCGGAAGAACCUGAAAAACAAGAGCUUCCACAUGUACUUCCGAUUUUGCGUUACAUAUGGCCAAAAACCCGAAUAA
Molecule: messenger RNA, 1116 nt
Organism: Orbilia oligospora ATCC 24927
Lineage: Eukaryota; Fungi; Ascomycota; Orbiliomycetes; Orbiliales; Orbiliaceae
Exons: 10
Coding region: 1-1116 (371 amino acids)
Molecular function (GO): methyltransferase activity
Source: RefSeq, a predicted model, not a curated record